Mesorhabditis belari is the source of this 1440-nucleotide messenger RNA. Lineage: Eukaryota; Metazoa; Nematoda; Chromadorea; Rhabditida; Rhabditidae. The record is from the annotation of a GenBank genome assembly.
AUGAGAGACGCAUUUGGCCGCUCGGAAAAUGAAUAUUCACGACUUGUCGCGAAAACCAACAACAAAAUGCUCAAUCAACUCUGGGAGAAAAAGAAAAUCCCAGAAGAGGCGUGGACUGAUCACUCGCUCGAGCUCUUCUUGGCCUGGCUAGCCAGCCAUGAUACAAACAAUCGAAUGGACAUGAAUCCAUUAGGUGCUGGUGAACGGGAAGGCCGAGUAAAAUCGGCAUUUGUGAGACGUCUUCAUUGCAAUCUUUCUCAUGGUAUCGGACGUUCGGGAAACUUAUGCGAAAUUCAGCCGAAAGCCCUGGGUUCGUCGAUGUUGAAUUGUCUUGCCAACGAGUUCGCUCUUCAUUCUUUACACACUUUAGGUCUAACUUGUGCUCGGGGAGCUCUCGUAGUACCCGUCGCUACCGGAAUGGCGUUAAUGUUAUGUAUGGGUUCUUGGAGAAAGGCACGCCCAAAUGCAAAAUACGUCGUUUGGUUACGCGUUGAUCAAAAAAGUUGCUUCAAGUCAAUCCUAACUGCAGGUUACGAGCCGCUAGUUGUUGAUCCAAUUCGAGUUGGUGAUGCUCUUGUUACAGACAUUGAGAGACUGAAUGCACUUGUGGAAGAAAAAGGAGAAGAAAUCCUUUGUGUUCUCUCAACUACUUCAGCUUUUGCUCCUCGAGCACCCGAUGAUAUUGAAGCCAUUGCAGCGAUUUGCAGAACGCAUGAUAUAUUUCAUCUUGUCAAUAACGCGUACGGUUUGCAAAGUACCGAAUGCAUACGACGGCUCAAUAAUGCAAAAAAUUCUGGUCGUAUGGAUGCUUUUGUUCAAUCACUUGAUAAAAACUUUCAAGUUCCAGUUGGAGGGGCUAUUAUUGCGACAACGAAACAAUCACAGGCCGCAUCUAUUGCACAAUUUUAUCCAGGAAGAGCUUCGUGUGUUCCUUCAAGGGACUUUGUGUUGACUUGUUUAAGUCAAGGUAUUCGAUCGUUGUUGGAGGGAUUUGAGGACCAACAUCGUCUUUUCGAGAAAAUGCGCAGAAAAUUACGGGCAUUUGCGGAUGAGAUCGGCGAAAAUGUAUAUGAUGUUCCUGAUAACAAAAUCAGUUUAGCCAUGACUCUUUCAACGAUUCCACCAGAAAAACAAACUCUUUUUGGAUCAAUCUUGUUUAGUAGAGGAAUUACGGGUGCCAGAGUUGUGAUGUCAACAACAAAGGUUAGCCGAGUGGAAAAUUACGAAUUUCUGAAUUUUGGAUCGCACACAAACGAGCAACAUGGUGGAUAUCUGGCAAUGGCUUGUGGUGUUGGAAUGAUUGACGGGGAACUUGAUGAACUAUUCACAAGGCUCUCUUCAACUUAUCUCAGAUUUAUUCACAAAGUCACUCAUUCUGCAAAAGCUCAUUCAACGAGCUUUGAUGUGGAUCGGGACGAAUUCAGUGAAACGGAUAAAGAU